GCUCAACAUUUACAUUACAUGGGGUGCGGGCUGGUGUCAACCGGCGUCUCCUGGUGCAGCCAUGUUGCAGCUGGAAUCUGGGAUGACCCAGGAUGAGAUCAAUAAAUGCUCAUUGGCAGCUAGCAAUGCGUGGGCCGACGAAUGUAUGGCAAAGGCCAUCGCCCCCUCCAAGGCCAAUGUGCAGGCAGUGGCAAUCCGAGGGGCAGGCCCUGCUGACAAGAUCACUGUCAAAACAGAUCCAAGUGAUGUGAAGGUUGUAUCGAGCAACCGGCCAGAGUUUGAGAAGGUUUGGAACACCUAUGGCAGUAGUGCUGGCUCUGGCAGCUGCUCCAUUCCAAUCUACUACAAGCACCGGAGAAUUGAACUGGCUAGACUGGAAAAGAUGGACAAAGAUCAUGCAGCGCUGCAAGAGGCUGCAACCUUCCAAGCAAAGCGGGAAGCACAGAUUCAAGCCGAUGAUGCAGCCACCGAUAAGAAGCGUGCCAAGCGGCAGAAAAGAAAAGAUGCCAAAGCAAAGCAUAUCCAGAUGACGAAGGAGGCAGACGGCAUCAACCAGUUUGGGAGUGAUGGAAGCUUCCUAGAGCAGAUGGCCAAGAUGGACCCCAAGGCUCUUGAAGAGGAGGUUCAGAAGACCAAAGAGGCAGCUGCCCAAGCUGCGAAGGAAGCGGCCCUCGCCAAAGCGUCAACCAUCUCCGUUUCGCAGAUGAGCUCUGCGCAAAACAUCACAAUUCGAGAUGAUGAUUUCUGACGUGCACGGCUCACGGCUUGACGCAGGGCACUUUUCUGUUUCACAUGCUUGGGUCAGAACCGCAAUCAAAGACUACUUGUCCAAAGGUUGCUGCAGAUCAUGGGGCUGGCGACUUGGGUUGACACCCCCAAGUCUCAGAAACCCUGGAAGGCCAAAAGGGUGGACACGCUCAGCGGCAAAAGUCUAAGCACAGACAGCGGAGGAAAAGAUAAAAUGUGACCAAGAUGGGUCAUGCACCGUUUGCAGCAGAGUUGCUGGGUCUUGCGCCAACAACUCAGCAUGUCCGGCUAGCCAUCAUGUCGGGAAAAC
Messenger RNA from Cladocopium goreaui, 1057 nucleotides. NCBI's taxonomy places the organism in Eukaryota, Dinophyceae, Suessiales, Symbiodiniaceae. The record is from the annotation of a GenBank genome assembly.